This is a messenger RNA of Ylistrum balloti, 770 nucleotides long. RefSeq names its product ras-related protein Rap-1-like. The record is from RefSeq and is a predicted model, not a curated record. The transcript is spliced from 2 exons. Gene Ontology annotation, molecular function: GTP binding; GTPase activity. Bases 1 to 765 code for a protein of 254 amino acids. Lineage: Eukaryota; Metazoa; Mollusca; Bivalvia; Pectinida; Pectinidae.
AUGCACAAGGUUACUCUCGUCCACAGAUCUCUGCUCCAGCUCACAUUUCCUGCACUGAUGAUGUCAGGAGAGGAUACCAUGCUUUCCAAACGACUCCACAGUAUACAAAUUGGCGGGAAAAAGAGCGAGGACGUUGAGGAACGGCAUUUCCGCUUGUCGGUAAUGGGGGCCUCAUGCGUCGGGAAAUCAGCAAUUAUUUCACAGUUCCUGUAUGACACAUUUUCGUCUGAUUAUCACGAAACAGUUGAAGAUCUGCAUCGUAAAGUAGUUGACCUAAACGGACGCAAAGUCAUCCUUGACAUUCUGGACACGGCUGGAACACACGAGUUCCCAGCCAUGCGAAAAUUGGCAAUAGCCACCAGUGAUGCGUUCGUUUUAGUGUAUUCCGUAGACAAUGACGCCUCAUUCGACGAAGUAAAACUUCUCCGUGAACAGAUCAUUGAGGAGAGGAACGACGUGCCUAUUGUUAUUGUUGGAAACAAAGCCGAUGUUUGCGAGCAGACGAGAAUAAUGGAGCACGAGACUGCCGAAACUAUAGCUUGUGUGGAAUGGGGAUGUGGUUACGUUGAGGCUUCCGCGAAACAGAAUUUGAAUAUCCCGCAAAUUUUCGCGGAAAUGCUAAGACUCAGUGAUGUUCCUUGCCUUACCUUGCCGGAAGGACAGCGGACAAAGCGAAAACGACUUCUUUCUGCGCCUCUACCGACGAUUCAUCACGUUUUUGAAACCCCCAAGGGCCCAAAGAGAAACAGUUGUGCCGUAUCGUAGCUAAU